AUGAGAAUUAGGACCAGCUCCUUCAAUGAACCUGAUGAUUUCUUUUGUUCUUCAGCUGCCAAUUCUUGGGAGCUUCAGUGUGCUGCUGCAUGCAUGAAGGGUGAAAAGGGUGGCCUGUUUUUGAUGUACUGUGCCUCAACUAACGACAACAGCAAAACUCGUUUUGAUUUGCCUACGGCAUGGAUCGAGCCUGAAUCAAACCCAUUUCGGUGCGCGGGCUCGCCGGACUGGAUCCUCUUCGACUCCUUUUGCGGGGUCCCCAGAGUCGCCGCCGGCCUCGGUGUACACUGCGCCUACGUCAGCCUCGUCACCGCCACCGCCAACGCCUUCAUGUGGCCAGCCUUCCUGCUCGCCAUCGGCGACUGGGGCCACCGCGUGAAGCCCGAGGUGAUGGCCACCCAGCCCCGCUGGACCCCUUUCCCCACCUCGCUGGCCUACCGCCGUCACGAGGCCUUGCAGGUGCUGCACGACAUGGUCGAGCUCAGGGGCCUGGGCGUGUCCGGCGCGUUCCGGCUCGGGUCUUCCCUCUCCGGGUGCGACGUCGUGACCGUGCGUAGCUGCCCCGUGCUCGAGCCCGAGUGGCUCUCCCUCCUUGGCUGGCUUUGUGGCAAGCCGGUGCUCCCUCUCGGUCACUUCCCUCCAGCUGCUAUGAAGCACGACGUCGCCGGCAGCUUCACCGAAGGCAACGACUUCUUCCGAUGGCUUGGCAAAAGGGAGGUUCGAUCGGUGGUGUACGUCUCCUUCGGGAGCGAGCUGCUGCGAACCAGAGAACAAGCUCACACAGGUGGCCGACGGCCCCGAGAUCUCCAACCAGGGGCCGGGGACUGGUGA
Messenger RNA from Musa acuminata AAA Group (dessert banana), 831 nucleotides. RefSeq names its product UDP-glycosyltransferase 91C1-like. The record is from RefSeq and is a predicted model, not a curated record. The transcript is spliced from 2 exons. NCBI's taxonomy places the organism in Eukaryota, Viridiplantae, Streptophyta, Magnoliopsida, Zingiberales, Musaceae. Bases 1 to 831 code for a protein of 276 amino acids.